Molecule: messenger RNA, 1199 nt
Organism: Phlebotomus papatasi
Lineage: Eukaryota; Metazoa; Arthropoda; Insecta; Diptera; Psychodidae
Product: larval/pupal cuticle protein H1C-like
Exons: 3
Coding region: 588-1007 (139 amino acids)
Source: RefSeq, a predicted model, not a curated record
AAAGUUUAGGGCAAGAGAAGACCUACCAGAGUGUACUUAACUCUUCUUUUGUGAAACGCAAUUCGAAAAAGGGCUCAAGAUCACAUGUUCAUAAUAAUAAACGACUGUAAAUUUAUUGAGUGACACAGCAUUUUGUUGGCCAAUUAAUUGGCCAAAAAAUGAAGAGUCAAAUCAGUCUUAAUUCCAAUAUUUGUCACCUGAUGAGAUUGGUUUGUUAACCGCCUCAGUGCACUGUGUCAAUAAAGUGAAGCGUAACGCCGUAUUUGUCUCAUGUGAAUUACCAUACCAGUACAAGAUCAUUUUCAAGAUCACUUUUUCUUUCAUUUUGAGUGAUUAAUCGUGUCAUAAUCGAUCCAACAAAUACAUCGGACGAGAUAAAUCAUGAAAACACCUCGCGCGGGAUGUGAUGGUGGACACACAUACAGGUUUAUGUAAUCAUCUCAAGACGACUUACCUGAGCGCGAUCUUUUUUUUUCACCUGGGCUUAUGGCUCGCGCGGGACGCGAGGAUGGAGUCCGAUAAUCACCCAAUUGACUGGCACUGCAACAUGAUCCGCGAUUGAGGUGGUGAUAUAAAAGGUACGCUGGAUGCUGGAUCGGGCAUCAGUUACCAGUGAGAUUCUCAAGUGUUCACAAGUCCUAAAACCAAAAACAAACAAAAAACCCAACAAGAUGUUCAAACUCUUUGUUUUCGCCACACUCUUGGCUGUUGCCGCUGCUGCCCCAGCUCCCGGUGUUGUCGUUGCCAGCCCCGUGGUCCAUGCUGCCCCAGUCGUUCCAGUUGCCCAUGCUGUGCACCCCGUAGCCGUCAGCCACUCCUCCAGCCAUGUUGUCCAUCACCCAGCUGUGGUUAAGAGCGUCCAUGUUGCCCAUGCUCCCGUUGUGCACCAUGCCGUGCCCGUGGCUCCCGUUGUGAAGACUGUUGCCGUCCACCCAGCUCCAGUUGUUGCCCAUCAUGCUGUCGUCUCCCCAGUCGUUCAUCAUGGAGGAGUUGUUGUCCACCACUAAGAUGUGACGUGCCAAGACGGAGAACCAUCUCACAGAAACACACCCCAUGCUACAGGACACCCCUAUCCGUGGAAAACUGUGCAAAGUCGCUAAAUUAAGUUACACAAAGAUUUUUCAAUUUCUCCGAAUGGAAAAACAAAACCUCUAAAAUUCUUAGAAAAAAAUAAAUCCACCUCUAUCAAUUUAAUAAAA